AUGUCCAAUGAUUUAACAAAAGUGGCAGAAACAAAUGUGAAGCCGUGUCAAAAGAUUUGUUCCAAGUGUAAAGCCAAAUACAUUUCCAUAGUUCAAAGCACAGCAGUCUCUUCGUCGUUGGAUAAUUAUGAAAUGGACAUUUUGGACACUGUUAAUCGAAGUUUGACUGAUUUAGGGACUUCUCUGUUAAAAAUUCAGAAGUUGAGCAGUAAGGAUAAAACUGGCUAUGUGAAACAAAAAAUUGAACACGUGCAGAAAGUGGUAGCAGACAAAAUAACGUUAGUCACUGGAGUAGCAGCUGAAGAUAUUGGGCAAAUUAGUGAAUCUCCUGCUAAGGAAUGCCAGUCAUGCCAGGAUUAUGCUGACCUAAUCAAAGAUAUGAAAAUUAAAAUUAAAAUAUCUGAUAGAUUGAUAAAAGUUCAAUUAUUGACUUUGGCCCCAAAGAUGAUAGAAGAGAUGUAUCUGACAAUUACAAACUGGAAUAAUGCCUAUGAGUUCCUCUUUCAGCCAUUCUCCACUGUUCCCGAGAUACAAUAUCUCAUCUUCCCAUUCUUUCUUUUGCUCUAUCUCAUAAUUCUUUCUGGUAAUAUUUCCAUCCUUUCAAUUAUCUAUAUUGUUAAUUCCUUGCACACCCUCAUGAAUUUCUUCCUGGCCAGCCUCUCUUUUCUGGAAAUUUGUUAUACCACUAUGGUAGUACCUCCAAUGCUUGCUAGCAUUUCUGAUUUCCACAGAAAAAUCCCAUUGGUGAACUGUGCCCUCCAGAUGUUCUUCUUUACAUCACUAGGAAGCACUGACUGUUUUAUGUUAGCUGUCAUGGCGUAUGAUCGCUACGUAGCCAUCUGCCACCCACUUUGCUACACCCUCAUCAUGACCUGGCGGGUAUGCAUAUGGCUGGUGAUUGGCUCCCUGAUCCUUGCCAUAGUGCUGUGUCUACAGCGAAUAGUCUUGAUUUUCAACUUGCCUUUCUGUGGUUACCAACCCAAGAUCAAUCAUUUCCUACGUGAUGUACCACCUGUGUUAUAGCUGGCAUGGGCUGACACACAAAUUCACCAAACUGUGCUAUAUAAUGUUGGCAUCAUGGUUUUAACAAUUCCCUUUCUUCUGAUAUGCAUCUCGUAUGUCUAUAUUAUGGCUGCCAUUUUCCAGAUUAAGUCCACUUUGGGGAGGCAUCAGCCCUUCUCCACCUGCUCCUCCCACCUAACGGUUGUGAUUCUACAGUAUGGUGUCUGCAGCCUUGUGUAUCUGCAUCCCAAGUCCAGCACUUCAGAGGAUGACGAUAGAAAUUUGGCUCUUAUAUAUACCUUUGUCACUACCCUCCUGAACUCCUUGAUCUAUACCCUGAGGAACAAAGAUAUCAAGCAGGCUUUAAGAAAGGUCAUGAAGAAAAUGGUUACAUCUCAGACUUGA
Molecule: messenger RNA, 1407 nt
Organism: Pseudonaja textilis
Lineage: Eukaryota; Metazoa; Chordata; Lepidosauria; Squamata; Elapidae
Product: olfactory receptor 10Q1-like
Biological process (GO): G protein-coupled receptor signaling pathway
Cellular component (GO): membrane
Molecular function (GO): G protein-coupled receptor activity; olfactory receptor activity
Source: RefSeq, a predicted model, not a curated record